AUAAUCUCUCGUGAUCCCCUGAGACUCUCUUCGGAGGGAAAUGAAUCUGACUAAAUUGAAUCAUGUUAUCUCAACUUGAAUACAUUUAAUUCAAGUUCAGACAAAAAAAAACGAUUGUCUCGCGUGGUCUUGUGUGAUAUCUCGUGAUAUCCCAUGAUCUCACUCGUCUUCAGCAUAAGAUCAGUCUGACUAUAAUGAAUCAUGUUAUCUCAAAAUGAUUACAUUUCAUAAGCGUGAAGUUGUUGAAUUUCUUGCUUAUCCAACAUGAUUUUAUCACGUUUUUGUUUGAAACAUAAAAUUAUUUAGUUAAAAGUACAUGAUAUUCUUUUGUUAAUGUGACAACCCCCUAAGUUCAUUUUUUUCAGUGUGUGGGGUUACUUUUAAUAUCUCUACCUCAGUUUUUAACACACUAAAGCUAAAUUGGAGUCAACAAUUUUAGCUUAAUUUUUAUGUAAACCACUCACAAGUCAGAUAUGAGGAAGCUUGGAUUUAACAAUAGUGGUUGGUUUAGUGAAGCAUAGAAAAAAAUAUCCUUACUUGCAGAGCUGGAUACUGAAACAAAUUCUUUAUUGUUCUAUCUCUCUGAGGAUCUGUGGUUUGCUUUGCAGAAUGAAAAUAUGAACACUGCAUCCACAUACCGGUAAGUUAAAUUACUUUUUGCUUUGCAACUAAUACAAUAGUUUAGUAGCUGUUGUCUAUUGAAGAUCCUAGUGUCACCUUUUGUCCUGAUAGUUCCCAACACACACAAACACAAACAACCAUCUGUACAAAUAUUCAUAUAUUCACACACAUUGUAGCAUCGUGCAGACACACAAUUGCUGCUAUAAAUAGUUAUCACUGUGCUUGUCUUCAUAAGAUAUUUCUUGCAGUCAGCUCCUAUUAUUUUGCAGCUUCUGUCUCACUUUUACCUCCCCAGUUUAUUUUCUCCUCUCCUCCAGCUCCUUCUCAACCUGACUUCUUCUCUCUCAGUCGGAAUACAAAUAACCCUCUCUCCUCCUCUUUCGCAUCUCUUUCUGUCCAUCUCCAUUUUUUUUACUCCUACAACAGCUCAUGUUCCCCAUAAAUUUUCUCUGCUUGAAUUCUUGCUCCUCAUCUUCAGGCAUGACUCAUAGACUUUACCCCCUCCUCUCCCUCAUCCCUACAUCUCUGCACUCUCUUCUGGGCGUCUGCUUGGAUUUUACCUCUUUCUUGCUCUUUCUGCUUCUUCCUCUUUUCCUUCUUCUUCUUUAGGCCCCUCUAUUCUUUUUUUAUGUCGUCAUCACUGAAAACCUCCCAUGUGUUUUUCUCCCCCUUUCCAACUACUUUAAAUUGUUAAAUCUGAGUCAACAGUUUUGCUCUGAGCCUAGUAAUGGACUGGAUAUGCAAAUAUAAAAUCUUUCAUUGCCCCUCAGCACCUGCAGUACGUCGUCAUGGUGAUAUUUCUUUAAAUGUCAAACUAAAGUAAGUUUAACUGCAAUGUUGAAUUUCAGAUGCAUCUUUAGUGUCUUCAUAUUAUUUAAGGUCAUGUCAGAUGAGUAAAGGAGUUCAUCUUGCAUCAAGACCUCGUAGGUUUUAUAUUAGCUCCAAAGCCUGGGGCUAAAAGCAUAGUGACUCAUUCUGUCUUGGGCAUUUUUAGUCCAUUGUCUGGUUGUUACCUGCUCUCUUAAACAGGUACAGAAAGCAUAAAUGCACUCAAGAGGUAAGAGUGUACAAUUUUUGGUUCUAAUAAGAUCCUACACACAUUUAGCAUGUAGGUCUCAUGGAUUGUACUGCCACUGAAUAUCGAUUAGUAAUGCAGAAAUAUUUAAAUAGAACUUCUGGGUAUUAAUGACCUUUAAGUCAGAGGUAAUUUUCUGAAAUAGAUGUGUUAAAAGGGACCUAAAAAAAUCAUGUUUUACUGCAGACGCAUGUCUCAGAAAGUUGAGAAAAAUUAAAUCUCACAUUAGGGAUGCUAAGAUAAGUAAAAUAAGAAAAAUAAAAAAAAAUAAGUAAAUAUAUAAAAAUAAAUAAUAAAUAAAAAUAAAGAUAAGAAAAAUUUCCAAAGUCCAUUCUUAAAGACCUGCAGCAAACAUCAUGAGGUCCCAAAGUUCCCAUAACAACCAGGAGUUCCUAUCAGUUCUCUAAGCUUCUGUUUGGAAAUAACAACAAGAAAAACAUUUUCUUUAGAAAAUCACAAACGUAUACAUGGUAUUCACUAAACGUUACCAGGACAUUAAGUGGAACAGUGUUGUUUGGUCAAGCAGCACAUUUCCAUGGGCAUAUCGUGUCAUGUCAUGCAUACCCAUCUACAGUGGAAACAGCCAACAAUUCCUAUUUUUGGCUUAACAGCCAAGAAUCAUAGGCAAAGUGCUGUCCAACUGCUAAUGGGUGUACAAAAUACUAACAAAGAAGGAGUAUGUAAUUGUGGAACUGCAAUUUCCUAGUAUUCCCCACUCCUGAGUAAAUGAACAUAAAUUAAAGUUUUAUUGUUUUCUAAAUUGAUUGGUGUGCAAUUAUGCCUCUAUAGUAAAAGACAAUUUUAUUUUAAGGCUUUUCAUCUUUACCAGAAGGGCUGGUAAGUUAUGAGGUUGCAGUCACUAUGAUAUAAAGAUCCACUUUACUUUUGUGAUGUUGAUUUCUUUUUUUGUAUUACUGUAUCUUGUUAGUCUUCUAAAAGGCUAGCGAUUACAUAAAUUAUUUUGCAAUUCAUUUUUCAAAUGGAUCCUGCAGAAUUAGAGUUUAUUGAUGUUUGAUUGCAAAAAAUAAUUGUCAAAAAGCCUUUGUUGUGUCUGCCUCUGACUGUGCACUCUACUCUGUAAUGCACACUCGCAAUAAUAGGCUUCACAUGAAUGUGAGUAGCCCACGAUGCGCACUAAUGCACCCUCAUACCCGAUCAAAAGCUAGCUUUCGAACAGUGUUCCCAUAAUUACCUGGGAAGGCUCAGUGCUCUUUAGCCUGGAGGAUGAUCUGGCCAUGGUUUUUACAGUUUCAAAGUAUUUUUUUCUUCUUCUUCUUUUUUUUUUCCACUGUCAGGCAUGAUUUGAAAAGACUUUGAUCCAGAUAAGGCAGGAGUUACUCCUGAUCCUAAUUCUAUAAUAUAAAUGGUUGCAGAUUAUUGUUUUUGAGGCUCUUGAAGAAAUUUCUGCAAAAUCAUUGCUAAUGUAUUCCUUCUUGUUGGUUGAUUGGAACAAAUAGACUGAAGUAAUCUUCUAUUUUUAUAGGUGUUAUUUUUCUUAUAAAGGCAUGUUCCUGAUUAUUUAUCUGAUUAUUAAUAUUCAUUGUAAAUAAUACAUUUCUUGAGUUCUUUGAAAAGCAAUGUUUCAUGCAGUCACAUUGUUUGGAUUCAUGGGUAAUUUACUGUUAAAUGAAAGCAACUAAUCCAUCAGGAUGAUCUGGAAAGGAAAACUAAAGCACCAUAUGGCUGACAUUUCACAAAGCCUUCGCCGCUUCUUUAUUAACUAUAACAGUACAAUGAGACAUUAACAAACUGGAGUAAAGCUGAUGAACAUGAUUCCUAGUGUAACAGAAAGUUCCCCUGAACCUACGCAGUUGAAACUCUGACCUGCGAAUGUUGAGGUCUGUAAUUUAAUUAGUAGCUGCUGGAUAUUUUUUUUGUCUCCAUUCUCUGACGUCAAGGACAGAAAAUCUGUCAAGCACCUCACAGCGCUGGUACGAGUCUGACAACAGAGGAAGGAUGACACAUUGCUGGACUGUGAGAAUCAUAAUGGCAGGUCUGGUUGGUAAGCCACAGAGAAAAGGGGGAAAAAUAGUCACAAAGAUUUCUUUUUCAACCAUGCUUUUUCUACUACAGUCUUAUAAUAUAGGAAAUAUUAGUAAUUAAUACAAAUUUUCUGCUUUCUAACCAAUUCUUCCCAGCUAAUUCAGUGCAGUGCUAUUGUAACUUAUUAGCAUCCCUUGUAUAAAGGUGUGUCUUUCAGUGCAGUAGGGUAAACCUGUAGAGUACAAAAAAGAUUUGACACAAAGGUUUAUUUCUCUAAGACAAGAAGACCUGGUAUUCGGUUCGGGAAAUCUGUUUAGAGAUGCUCACCUAAGCCUGUCCAUAUCUGUAGUCAAAGCAAUAACUAUACAUUUUAAGAUAGCUUGAACUGUGACAACUAAGAUUGGAAGAGAACUUGUUGUUAUCUUCCCACCACAUGCAGUGAACUGGAUAGUAGAGGAUGUAAAUAAAUCUCCAUCUCCAGCCGUUUGAUUAGUGGUGGUGUAAGAAAAGAAAGUAUGUUGAUGGAGAAUGAUGCUGUUGGCCUGCUUUUCCUUCCAAAGGCUCUGGGAACCUUAACAUUUCAUUAUAUCCUGGGGUCUCUCCCAGAAAGCUGACAAUUAUUUGUCAUUAGAACUUUCAAACUAUAGAACUAAAUCAACAAAAUAACAUUCUAAACAUCUCUGUAUGUUCCAACCUUGUGAAUUAUUAUAGCUGAAGACAAAUUGUUGCCCUGUUAAAAGAAGGUUAUGCAAGUUAUUAACACCAGGGGGAGGCAAUAAGUGCAAACAAUUAUUUCUUAAUAUGAAUCUAUUUAAUUGUGCUUGAAUUAUAUUUUCUCAUUUGGCGAUUGCUUGAUUAAGAUGUCUUAUUUUUUAAAUUAAAGAUAUUAAUAAUUCUUAACAACAUUGAAUCAACUUCAUGACUUGAAAAAAAACCCCUACCAUCUAAUUUAGACCAAAGCAGUUUUGUUAUUCAAGAUACAUGUGAUGUUUUAAGGGUGGAAAACAGAAGAAAAUUAAAUUUUAAGCAUUUUGUUCCUGGAUGAAAAUUCAUUCUAAGAGCUUGUGCAAUACGGCUGCAGCUCAUUUGUGUGAAUUUAUUGAGUGUGAAGUCAAGAGGUGUGCUUCUGCUCCCCGUCUGAAAUGGAGAUCCGAGUUAAUAGAAUCGGGAGCAGCAGACGUCUCUCCUCGCCGGAUCCCGGCAGCUGAAUCAGUGUGUUUUCAUUUUGUGUUAGAUGAAGAGGGGAAACUGGGGAGGCAGAAAGGAGGAGAAAGCAGGGAUGUUUGAAGGAGGGGAACAGCUUGUUAGAGAAAUAGAGAAAGGAAUAAGUGGAAAGCUCAGCUGCAGAUUUGAACAGACUGCAGCAUCAUACAUAUUACAUGCAUCAGAUAUUGCUCAUAUCAACACUUGCUCACUGUUACUCGAGUGGAAUAAAACUUCCAGAUCCCCCAGGAAUGAUAAAUAUAAAUCCGGAGAGUAAAUGUUGGAACCAAGCAUGAGUGGAUUUAAAUCAGCAGAUGAAUCCAUAGAAACCAUACAGCUCAAGGAGUUUAGUGGAACUGAGUCUGCAGUAAAACAUGAACUGUCUUCUACUAUUCUUUAUCUGAGUUGACCAGCCAGCUGCAUUUAUGUGUGUUGUGCAGCUCGAGAAGAGGAAGGGGAAAAAAAUAAAAAGAAAGAGAGAUUAAUUAAUGCAAAUGAGCCUGGGUGUUAGCAAAGUUUAAAAAAGGUUAAUUUUCUCCUAAUGUAAGCUUAAUUUGGGAAGUGCUGCAGAUUUUAGUGUAAUGAUUGCAACAUUGUUGAAGAAAAUCCAUCUUUAAUGCUGCCUGUGAUCUGUUACAAGUGCCUGCACACUUCUUGCUCACUCUAAGCCAGAGUUCAUUGGGUUUAUUCAGUUGAUAUAAAACACAUAGGAGUGGUGAUUGUAUCCACUGCCACAUGUGCACUAAAGAAAACUACUAGUUCUAAUUUAUUUAGGUUUACAAUAGGUUUAAUAGGUGGAAGAAUUACACAUAUCCUCUGGAAUUCUGAAGCUAUUUCAGGUUAGAACAUUUUAACAGAUUUAAACAGAUUCUGAAUAAUUUGGGUUGCAAGAAGUUCAGCCCUAACACUAAAAGCAAAGUUUGAUUGUUUUCAAAACAACUUGGCUCAAAACGUUUGUUAGUAAUAUAUCUAGCUAUUCUGGCUGCUCUGGAUGUCUUCACUAACCUUUCCCUGAGUUUUAUUAUUGGUGUUUGGAUCUGAAAUCCAUGCAGUGUCCUAACAUAUAGGUAAAUUGUUUUACUACAGCUGCAUAUAGGAAAAGUAAACACCCUUUUCCUCCCAUUCCUGUCACUUUUUGACAAAAACAUGCAAAUAAAGGGGUAAAUUGGACUUUCUCAAAACAUCUCUGAUGUUUGAUGCUUUCUGUGAUCUGUGCAUGUAAACUUUUUUUUUGGAGCUUCAAUUUUUGUAUUUAUUAACAAUGACAAAACACCACAACAAUAUAAAAUCUACCCUUGGCAUGUUGAAAAGGUGUCAAACUAUAUUUUAAAGUGAAUUUGAGUUAUUUUACGGAAAUCUGUGGCUUGUAGCUUUAAUCAUACUGGUGCUGGCUUUAAAAAACACAAACAAACUAGUCCAUGUUUCCUUUGUUUUUCCAUCCUGGGCAUAGAGAGAAAGCCUAUUCAACCAGGCACCAUGCAGGUUGCCUUGACAACAAAUAGUCAAGGCUGCUGGACAGUAGCACAAGAUGAGGCUAGCUCAUAGACCUCUUUGACAGUCAACGUUUUUGACGUAUCAUGGAAGCAGAGGUCCAGGUCAUCACAACAAAGACUCUGGUCUUUCCAGAAUAAAACAUCUCAACUGAAUGCACACCAUAUUUCUUCUGCUAUCCCUGCUUAAAUUUUUUUUUAUCACAUUGAAAAAAGCAAUUUGCAUUCUUGAACCUUAUGUCUUCUGUGAAAGCAGUGGCUCAAUUCAAUCCUACUAUGAGCUGCAACAACGAGAAAACUAUUUGUAGGAGGGAGUGCAUUAAAACGAAACCCUGAAACUUUCAUCUCAGAUGAGGUUUAAGACACAACUUAAGCUGCAUGCUACACACUACGUUUAAUUACAAUAUCAUCAUUUGAGAUGGACGAAUUAGUUUUUUUUUUUUGUUCUAAGUAUAUUAGUUAACUGGACCAGAAAGGAGCAUCAUUUCUGUUUUCCACCAGAAAAAUUUGAAGGAUCAUGUGUGAAAAUCAGGUGGUGAUCUUAGCACACAUUAUGUUAUGGAGUAAGAUAAUGAGCAAAAGCACAUCAAUAAUUCCUCCUCCUCAUGACUCAAGAAACAAAAUUAUGAUUUUAAGGUCCUGUCAAAACAAAGUAUAAAAUUAAAUUGAGAUACUCUGGUUUGCUCAUAAACAGGUAGUUCAUACUUGAAAACUCCUUCACAUCGAUUUAAAAGAGUCUGUCAUUUCUCACAGUUGCCUGAUGACAGUUGGUGAUAAAAUCAGUUAUUAGGUUUGGGGGGCAAAUAUUUUCACAUGGGGCAUGAAUGUGUUUGACAGCUUUUGCCCAAUUAUGCAUCUCUCUUCUCAUUAGAGAGAAAGUUGUCAAAUUUGAUCAAACUAAUUUGAUAGUUUGAUCUGAAACAUGUAUGACAAAAAAAAUAUAAACCAUAAAUAUUUAAUAAGGGGCGAAUAAUUGUUCACAACUUUGGGACAGCUGACAAUGGAUGUGUGAGGAGGAGUCUUUAGGGGUCAGUACAGGUAAACUUGGGUUUUCCCUGCUCUCAUGGGACUCUUGUAUUGCUUUCGCAUAAAUCAAGGUGGAACUUGAGUUACAUCUGGAUUUUAGAACAAUGGACCCAUGUUUUUUUUUUUUUUUUUUUUUUGCUGAAGUUACUUGAAUUUUUGACAAUGUGUUCAUGUACAUAAAAUGUGUUUGUGCAAACGUGCCACGGCAGGAGACAGUAGACCGGGGUGUGCGUGUGUGUGUGUAGGUGCGUGCGUGUGUGUGUGUGUGUGAGACGACGGUAUACGGGGAAGAAGAGAAGGGGAGAGAAGGAGCGACGCGGAUGACACGCACACACUCUCCCUGUUUCUCACAUACGGAGGAGAGAAGGACAGAGAGGGAGACAAGAGUGGAGAGACGCGGAGCAGAGGGGAAAGCGCACGGAGAGAUCAGCGGAGAAAUGCCCGCUGGACGGAUGGAUUUUAUUCUCCCUGAGCUGUACGAGCCUUUGUAAGACAACAUGGGCUGCAUUGGAUCCCGGACGAUCACAGCAGACGCGGUGCCGGUACGGAAAGAUGGGGAUCAGCAUGGCCAUACCGAGUUUUCCUGGGAAGGAAUCAAUUUGUCUAUGGAGGAUACUACUUCUAUUCUGCCUCGACUCAAGAGGAAGUCCGCCAACGCCUAUGGGAUUGGUGCCCUGGCUAAGUCCUCUCUGACAGGUGUGUCAGGUGUGACACGGUCAAUGAAGGACAAGGUGACCAAGCCCACUGCCAUGGCCCAGGGUCGGGUUGCCCACAUGAUCGAGUGGCAGAGCUGGGGCACACCGUCAGAAGGGCCGUUAGGGACCACAGGGCGUGCCAACCUGCAGCGGGAAAAGGAGAGGAGGAUGGAAAACGAUGCUUACAGCGACCUCAGUGAUGGCGAGAAGGAGGCUCGCUUUGCAGCAGGUAUUAUGCAGCAGUUUGCAAUCUCUGAGGCAACUCUGUUUGGCUGGAACUCGAUGGAUGGAGACAGCAUGGGAGCUGGCUCAAACCAGGGCAGCGUCGCUCACCUGAGCGAGGUCAACCAGGAGAGUAUUACCAGCAGAGACCAGGUACUCCAUCACUCCUCUGCAGAUGUCUGGCCUCACACCUACGUCUCACAGGGCCUGUACUGCCUGUCUUCCUCUGAUGCUUGGGACCCAAUCACCAGCCAGCCCUCGGGCGUGGUUUCACCUGCCGCAGGCUCCUACAUCAUGGCUGCCGGUGGUGGUAGUGGAGCAGGAGGUACCCCUGGAGAUGGGUAUGAGGGCACGGUUGGCAGUUACCUUCAGCAGCACCAGGCUCAACUUACACUGCAGCAACAAAGUCAACUCCAGCAUCUACAACAGCUUCAUCAAUACCAGCAGCAACAGUUUCUGCAGUACCAACAACCGCCUUUGGAGCACAGGCUACACAGUGGCUCCCCUUCCCUCCAAGCCACUCCUAACAGCACCAUCCACAGCCUCUGUCCUCCCACUCACCCCCGGCUAGCGGACCUGUGGGGGGCUGCGCAGGUGGAAAUCGUUGGUCAGCUGAGUGCACAGAUGCUUGACAUGGUUGGAGGCGUUGUAGAGACGGUGGGGGAGGAACCGGAACCUGAAUCCGACGGGAUCCUGGAGCAACACGAAGAGGAAGAAGAACUGACAAGGGUAGAGGAGAUAACACUGACCUUAGAGCCAGAGCCAUGCUCUUUAACACCAUCCCCGCUGAGGGAGGAAGCCCCAACGACAAGAGGUUCAAGCCCAGGAACACCAGCGCAGCCUGCAGAACCCAUUCUAGAGAGGAUACCUUUCGAUGUCACCCCUUGUGUCGUCCAAUCGCUCGAAGAGAAAGACGAGGAGGCGGAGGAGGGAUCCAUUGUAGUUGUUGCAACAAACUGAGUCACAUGGCCACAAAAAGACUAAGACUUCAAUAAUUAAUCAAGCUACUACUCCAUCCCUUCCUUCCUUCUCCCAAAUAUUUACCUUUCUAAACCUGAGUAAACGCUACUUCAGCUGGAAAUGUUGGAUGUAAUGUACACAAACUAGAUGCCAUCACCUCCCAGCCUCCCAGUUUAGCAUCAAAAAAGUGGACCUUAACAAGACUAUGAACAAGUAUUAUUAAAGGCUGGGAGGGACAAGAAGUCUUAUACUGCUGGAAUACAGAAACUGAAAAUAUAAUGGAUUACUAAUGUUUGGACCAACCGGACUGACGAACCAGGACUGGAAACCAAAUAGGGGAUGAAAGGACAAAACUCCCCAAAACAAAGAGACAAAACUGAGAGAUGAAUAAAAGGGCAAAUAAAAAUAAAGAAAACAUCUGUGCAAUACAAUAAUUAUGGAUACGAAAAUGGGUUGUUAAAUAAUUCAGAGUUCUUGGUUCCUGUUCCUUGGAGCAACAGAAGUCUGAGAGAGACUGCUGGAGAGCUGUUUGGUUUGCUAAUUGAUGCAUUUUGGUUGGACUGCAUUCCUGCUUAAUGCGACGUGGAGACUCAAACCUCAGAGCAACCUGGGGCGUGCACUUUGAGUUACUUGCAAACACACCAUCUGACCACAACCAAAAAACGCAUGCUUUUUAACAGUGACCUAGCCCUAAUAGUAUAACGCAGUAUAAAAGUAAUAAUAUAACAAAUUGUUUUUUACAAUAAAAGGAAAAAAAAACAAUAAACUGAUAUGUAUCUGUAUGAAUGUAAGACUGUAUGUAUGUGUGUAUGAAUGUAGCUGCUUUGUGUGUAAAAUAUAUAUUCUGGGAAACAAACUCAUAUCGGCGCUGGUUAUUUUAAGCAUGUUCUGCACAAUGAAAAAAACAUUCAGGUUAGUAUUUCAGUGUAUUUUAGGUUUAUGUAAUCUAAUAUUUCAGUUAGGUUAUAUGGCAUCGAAGCUUCAGAGUAAAGCUGUAAUUACAGCUUCAUAUCAGACUAAGGAAAAACAUUAAGGAUUUGUUUGUGUCAGUAAAAUAUUUUUUAACAGCCAACUACUUUUACUAUAAAAUAAUCGCACACUGAAAAGUGACAAAAUUUUAAUAGUGAUGCUAGUGCUGAUUAUUAAGAUGGAAAUAUUGAUCACAACCUUUCUCUGGGCUGGUUACUUUCAUUAUGACAUCUUCACCAUUCCUUGUGGGUCAUAGCAUCUUGGCUACUAAAAGUGGACACAUGUCACAUGACACAUUGCAAAGAUAACUGCUAUAUGAUAAACUGUGCAACUCUAAAAUCUAUCAAACCUUUUAGUAUUCAGUUGUGAUACUGUAAACAAAAGGAUCAUUUAUUUUCUGACCAAUUACACAUUUUACCAUCUUCACCAAUUGUCUGUUUGUAGAGAUAAUGCAAAAUGCAAAAUCUACAUUUUUUGAUUUUGUCUGCUUUUUGGUUAAUUUCUGAGGAGUAAAAUUAAUAAUAAAGCAGAUCUUUAUUAGCACCACGGGAAAAAAAUCUAAAACUGUUCCACUCAGCACAUUUGCCUCAUUUAUUAACCUAAAUAUUUUCAUGCUUUGUGAACGCAGUAAAGUCUGGUUGAUAAUUUUGAAUGCUUUAGCUUUGCAAAAUCCAUAUAGGUUCAGGCUAAAAUAUUUACUCAAAAAUGGUUCCUGGAUUUCUUUACAUAUGACAGAAUUUACUUUAAAAGUAUGGAUCCAUGAAAGUUAACAUGUAGUGAAGAAAAAGCCAGAGCAACGGUGGCUUUCAUUUCAUUCUUACUCCAGCGAUCAAGACCCUGAAGCCCCUAAUUGCUCUUAUAAUCAUCCACCCUCUUUUUGCCCUCAUGUUGCUCCGAGAUCUUAUCCUGUGAGCUGCUCUAUAGCUCAACUACAGAAGUGACACUUAGAUAAUGACACGGAAAUAGGGAAUAUAAAAUGGUGAAGUUCACCAACUCAUUUCCAAUAAAGUGAAAAAUAAAAAGACUUGUGAUAAGGAGAGAUCUGUUAUGUGGAACUCAUAGUAGCUCAGUUAUAAAUUGAAGAGCCUAGACAACCAUUAGAAGAAUUCACAGAAAGUAAGAAAUAUUUUAAAAUGUCAUUAAAAAAGGCCACUUAAUGAAUAUGGGAGGAAAUCCAUUAAUUCACAUUGUGCAUUUAUAAUUUUACUUUAGACUUUGUGGGAUUACUGUGAUGCAGUAACUUGUCUUAACAUUUAUUUUUGUUUUUCUGCAAUAAACAUUUUGAACUUGAACAUUCACCUGCAGAUUGCUACAAAGCAAAUUGUAUUUAUAAAGGAUACUAAAGGCAACUUAUUUUCAACAUACAUCCUUCAACACUAUUUUGUAUUUAUUUUUGUUCAAAUUGAUUCCAACAGUGAAGUUGCACAACUUCAACUCUAAAAGUUUGUUUUUGUUGAAGUAUGUAGUUCUUUACACUGGAGUCAGGGAUAGCAUGGAGUUGAUAGUCUUAUGUAAGAAACAAAUAUGUGGAAAGGUUUUGUAAGGUAAAAAGUGUUUACAGAGUUUCUAUGACAAGAUAUGCUCAGCUACAGUAUUAAAAAUUAAAUACAAUUGUGAUGGUAGUUUGUAUCAUAACAUUUGUGUUCACUUUUACAGUUUUGAGACUGGAGUUGUUUGAGGACAUCAAAACCUGACUUGGUCCCACUUUGGUUAGUUGUUAGCUUUAGCAUAUGGGAGUUAAUUAAUCUCAAAUCAUACAAAAUUAAGAUACUAAAUCAGUUAUUAUCUGUUAUUACCCAAACAUCACUUUAAACAGCUGCAAAUAGCACUCAUUUU
Gambusia affinis (western mosquitofish) is the source of this 12080-nucleotide messenger RNA. RefSeq lists its product as uncharacterized. Bases 7896 to 9275 code for a protein of 459 amino acids. The record is from RefSeq and is a predicted model, not a curated record. Lineage: Eukaryota; Metazoa; Chordata; Actinopteri; Cyprinodontiformes; Poeciliidae. The transcript has 11 exons.